Molecule: messenger RNA, 503 nt
Organism: Paramecium pentaurelia
Lineage: Eukaryota; Ciliophora; Oligohymenophorea; Peniculida; Parameciidae
Source: the annotation of a GenBank genome assembly
AAUGUAUAUCAGCGGAUAUAACAACGGAGCAACGAUCCCAUCUGGAUAUGUAACACUCAAGAAUUGCAGCACAGCGAUUGUGGUAUGAUGAGGUGAAACUAUUCAAGUACUUGAGCAUUAUAAAUUGCUUAAGCAAAUUUGAUUUCAAUUGUCCUGUAUUUUUAACUGUGCUUUUCAUUUUACUUUAUCUUAGUAACUCAAUAAAUUAACAUGAGAACAAAAUAUUACGAUAUGUAUUAUUUCAAAUAAAUGAGGUUUUUUAUCUAACUGUGGUCACCAUUGUUCUGGAUGCCAUUUGGUUCAUAGCAAAUAUAAAAAUCAAGAUGAAGAAAUAUUCAAAUUUAGAAGUUAAUGGAUCUCUUGAAUUAGAAAUGUGGAAUUCAUAAUUCGGACUUCACAUUAUGGAAUUGAUUCUUUCAUCCUUAAUAUGCUUAUUCAAAGUAAAUAAUUUUAUUUAUUUUAAGAUUCCUUUCAUUUAUUAGUGUUGGUAAUUGAGUAAUUGA